Calliphora vicina (urban bluebottle blowfly) is the source of this 1893-nucleotide messenger RNA. RefSeq lists its product as uncharacterized. Lineage: Eukaryota; Metazoa; Arthropoda; Insecta; Diptera; Calliphoridae. The transcript has a single exon. Bases 1 to 1893 code for a protein of 630 amino acids. Gene Ontology annotation, molecular function: nucleic acid binding. Gene Ontology annotation, biological process: DNA integration. The record is from RefSeq and is a predicted model, not a curated record.
AUGUUGCCCGCGCCAUUACAAGCGAUGUGGAAUAAAUGGCGCCAAGAGUUAAGAAAUGUUGUCCAUGUAAAGGUUCCACGAUUUUAUUUUGGAAAUGGUUUGCCCUUGGAGUUAGAGCUGCAUGUUUUUGUUGAUGCCAGUGAAGAUGCCUUCGGUGCAGUUGGCUAUUGGAGAUAUACAACAUCUGAUGGACAAAUAGGAGUGUCGUUUAUAUCUGCCAAGUCGAAAUGUGCCCCAUUGAAAUGUAUGACUAUUCCCAGAUUAGAACUACAAGCCGCCGUUUUGGGGACCCGAUUGAUGGACACUAUAAUGAAGGAACAUGAACGCAAAGUUUCUCGUCGAAUCUGUUGGAGUGACUCUACAACCGUCAUUAGUUGGAUUGGUUCUGAAAGCAGGAGAUAUAAACCAUUUGUUGCCCAUCGAAUUGCCGAAAUACUUGAUUCGACACGCCCAACUGAUUGGAGAUGGUUGCCUACAGAUCUCAAUGUUGCCGAUGAUACUACAAGAGCUAAAAAUGAAGUUGAUUUUUCCAUUGAUACACGUUGGUUCCAAGGGUCACAAUUUUUGUAUGAAAACGAAGCUGACUGGCCGAAUAAGAAUUCUGAAAAAUCUGAUGAUUUGUGUGAAGAAGAACUACGCCCCAAAUUUGUCAUGCUGGUUAGUACAAAUUUAGUAAUUGAUUUUAAUCGUUUUUCUUCAUUUCUCAGGCUUAAACGAACAAUGGCUUGGGUUCUGAGAUUUAUCAAUCGCUGCCGAAAAUAUGAUAAAUGUAAUGGUUCGAGAUGCCUGUGUGGUGAAGAGUUAAGGGUUGCUGAAACUAGUCUGUGUCGUCUGUCCCAAGAAGAGUGUUUCGCCUUUGAAAUAAACGUUUUAAAAUCUGAUGGUUCGUUAAAAAAGGACAAUGAGUUAUUUUCCCUUUCGCCUUAUUUUGAUGAAAAUAAUUUACUUCGAGUGAGCGGUCGUAUUGAUGCUGCGAGUUGGUUGCCUUUAGAUGCCAGGCACCCCAUUAUUUUGUCGUCCUGUCACCGCUUUACACAACUAUUUGUUGCCCAUGUGCAUAAUAAAAUGAGACAUGAGGCUACCAUAGGCGAAAUAAGGAAAAGGUUCUGGAUUCCACGACUUCGAAAUCUGUUGAGAAAGACUACAUCAAAUUGCAACAUUUGUAAGGUUCGUCGUGCCGUUCCAGUAGCUCCUUUUAUGGGAUCGUUGCCAAGUGAUAGACUAAAUCCAUAUGUCCGGCCAUUUACUUAUGCUGGUGUUGACUAUUUUGGCCCAUUAAAUGUGACUGUUGGUAGACGCCAUGAAAAACGUUGGGUUGCCCUGUUUACGUGCCUUACAAUCAGAGCUGUACAUUUAGAAGUGGCCUAUGAUCUAUCUACUGAUUCGUAUAUUUUGGCUAUACGGAAUUUUAUAAAUCGUCGUGGCACCCCGUUGAAGAUUCGGAGUGAUAAUGGAAAGAAUUUUGUUGGAGUUAACCAAGAAGCCCAGCGAUUUGAUGAAGUAUUUGAUCUGGUUAAAAUUGAAGAUGAGUUGUCCACAAGGGGCAUUGAAUGGCAGUUUAAUUGUCCACAUAAUCCUGCAGAAGGUGGAAUAUGGGAGCGAAUGGUUCAAUGUGUUAAAAAGGUUUUAAGAGUAACCCUAAAAGAAGUCGCCCCAAAAGAGCACACCUUGCAAAGUUUUUUAAUUGAAGCCGAAAACAUCGUGAACUCUCGCCCAUUGACUCACUUGCCUGUCAGUCCGGAAGACGAAGAACCAUUGACGCCUAAUCAUUUCUUGUUGGGUUCUGCAAAUACGGCUCAAACGCCAGAAGGUAUUGAAAUUACAAAGCCAGUGGUACUGAAGAAGCAGUGGCGAAUUGCUCGACAGCUACGAGAUCAUUUUUGGAAAAGAUGA